CAAUCCUCGUUUCAAAUCUUAAAUAAUAAUCAAUAAUAUUAUAGAAACAAAAUUUACAUGUGCACUACUAUAAAACUCCACCUUUCUCUCUCUACUAUACCCUUUUUCAUCUCUUUAAACACAAAAUCACUCACUUCUUUUCUUCCUUAGUUUCUUCCCGUUCGUCUUCAUCCGCUGCUCUUACGGCGUCGUUCCGUCAUGGUUCCCGCCAUUGUUAUAUCCGAGUAGAAACCCUAAUACCCCUCCACCCGCUCCAGGGAAAGGGAGCGCUCUGAAUUUCCGGGAAAGCGGUUUCUUUAUUUUUCUCAUUCUCUCCGAAAGACUAGGAUUUAUGAACCAGAAUCAAUCAAGGGCUGAGAGGAGCGAUUCUGCGCAGUACAGGAAAGCCGGCCGAUCCGGCAGCUCCAAUCAGCAGCGUCAGUACUCCGGUGGCGUUUCCACUAAGGGUGGUGGCGGCGCCUCCUCCGCCCCCACCAAUCCUGCUAACCGCAGUUUUAAGAAGUAUAACAACAAUGCACCAGUAGCGCAGCCUGGAGCAGGACCAUGGAAUGUAGAUUCUAGCGAUUCAUCUGCCGUUCAUGCUGUACAGAAUGGUGCUCAUCAACAGCAGCCAACUCAAAGAGUACCUGAAGCACCCGGUAGCAAAAUAUCUUCCAAUCUCAAGCCAACGGAUGCCUCUAAUCUAAAGGCCACUCGACCUGUUCCUAAAUCUCCUUCCAGUAAUGUUUCCUCGGCAGCUGCAUCAUCUAAUGUUACUAAUGCUAGCUCUGACUCCAAGGCCCCAGCGACACCUGGAAAAACUUCAGGAGAUGCAUCUAAGUCAUUUCCCUUGCAGUUUGGGUCCAUAAGUCCUGGCUUUAUGAAUGGAAUGCAGAUACCUGCUCGAACAAGCUCUGCACCACCAAAUUUGGAUGAGCAGAAAAAAGAUCAGGCACGUUAUGAGUCCUCAAGGGCAGCUCCUGCUUUGCCAACUCCAUCAAUCCCCAAGCAGCAUUUUCCCAAAAAGGAUGCAGGAAUCCUUGACCAACCUAAUUCUGGUGAAGCUCAUUUAGCGUCAAAACCCAAAAGGGAUGUCCAAAUUUCAACUGCACCACCUGGGAUUCAAGCUCAGAAGCCUGCACUACAUCCUAUCCCUAAUAUGUCCAUGCAAUUGCCAUUUCACCAACCGCAGAUACCUGUUCAAUUUGGUGGUCCGAAUCCACAAAUGCAGUCUCAAGCCUUGUCAGGGCCUAUGCCAAUUCCAAUGUCCCUACCUCUAGGGAAUCCACCAGUGCAACAUUCAAUGUUUGUUCAAGGUCUCCAGCCCCAUCCCAUGCAGUCUCAAGGAAUGAUGCAUCAGGGACAGGGAUUAAACUUCUCCCCGCAAAUGGGUCCUCAGCUGUCUCCCCAAUUGGGUAACAUGGGAAUGAGCUUGGCCCCACAGUUUCCUCAGCAAGCACCUGUAAAAUACAGUGGUUCUCGCAAAACUGUGAAGAUUACCCAUCCAGAAACUCAUGAAGAAUUGAGGCUUGAUAGUUCACCAGCUCCAAGGUUACAUCCUAGUGUGCAAUCUCAGUCGCAGCCAAUUUCUUCAUUUCCUCCUAAUAUACCGAUGAAUUUUUACCCCAGUUCUUACAAUGCCGCUCCCCUCUUUUAUCCUCCUGCAAGCUCUGUUCCUCUUAGUAGCACUCAGGUUCCUCCCACUUCUCAACCGCCAAGACUCUAUAACCAGGUGACUGUGAAAUCACCUAUUGUCUCGCAUGCAGAGAAAGAUCCUCUGCCACCCUCAGGUUCUCUUUCUGUUGGAAAAGCAGAGGCUUCAAAACCUUCAAGGUUAAAGGCGGAACAUCCAGUUUCUUCUUUGAGCUGUAGUCCACAGUCAAAGGCUAGUCUAGGAGCAUCUUAUGUGUCGGUUACUUCAUCAAGUCCUGCCACAGCGGAGAGGGUGGUACCCUAUUCGGCUUCUGGUUCAGCUGCCAUGGAUGUUCAUGUAUCAGUAUCAACCAGCUGUUCUGAUGGCUCUAGAACAGGAGCACUAUAUCCUGACUCCUUCAAAGAUAAGCCUAAAAGACCAGGCAGCAGAAGCCAGCAGGAGCAGGAUCUCAGCCUAUCUACUUCUCUUUCAAGUUUGCCUUCACAACUUCCUGAAGUCGCAACAAUGGAAGCAAAACAUAUAUCAUCUGAAAGUGCCAAGGAUCCAUUAUUGACAGCUGUAGCUGCUUCUUGUGAAGCUCCUAGCAUGACAAGUGAGGGUGCCACAGAAGAAAAGACUGGAAAUACAUUUAAAGGUUUAGGAAUGCAAGUUUUAGAUAGCACAAUAUCAGAGCCUGAGGUUAUAGGGGGAUUCAAGCAAGCAGAAGCAAUAUUGGCUGAAAGUAGUUUGGAAACCCCCAUGAUGUCCCUUACUUUGGAUUCUCCUGAUGCCAUAGGUAAAAUUAAGGAAAGCUCUAAUCAGGAGGUAGCAUCCAUCAAUGGUGGCUCAUCAGAACAUACACAAGAAAAGCUAGAAGAGUUAUCAAGCUAUUGUUCCAAUGAUGUUAAGAGGGAAGGUAAUUUAGCAGGGCAUGCUGGCAUAUCAGGUGGACAAGAACUUGAGAGUUCUGUGCCAGUAACUGCUUGUGGCAUGGGAGCAAAAACUGUUGUGAAUGGUGCUACUGUGGAUCAAGAGUCUGUUCCUAUCUUGGACCCUCCUCCUCCUGAAGGUGUUGUGAGAUCUGAAAAUGAAACUAGGGCUAGUAGUACUGGUGUCUUAAUUUCUCCAUCUCCAUCUAGUGUCAAAGAAAAAGGCUCAGAUGCGAAUGCAGCAAAAGGUGUUGCGCCCAAGGGUAAGAAGAAGAAAAAAGAGCUUUAUAGAAAAGCAGAAGCUGCUGGUACUAGUUCUGAUCUUUAUAUGGCAUACAAGGGUCCUGAAGAGAAAAAGGAGACUGUAACCAAUGUACAGGCCUCUGAGAACUCUUCAAGUAUUAUCGAGAAAAAAACAUCUGUUGGUGUAUCUCAAGAGAAUGCUGCGGCAUGCGAGAAAUCUACCUUAAGUAAAGUUGAGCCAGAUGAUUGGGAAGAUGCUGCUGAAAUUUCUUCUCCACAAUUAGGAACUUCAAGGAAUGAAAAUCAAGAUAAUGAUGAUGGCGAUGGAUUGACAGCUAAAACGUACUCUAGGGAUUUUCUCCUCAAAUUUGUGGAGCUAUGCACUGAUCUUCCAGAAGGUUUUGAGAUUACGUCAGACAUUGCAGAUACUCUGAUGGUUUCUAGCAUCAAUGUUCCACGUGAAUCAUACCCUAGCCCUGGACGUAAUGUCGACAGGCCUGCUGGAGGUUCUAGACCAGAUCGUCGGGGAAGUGGCUUGGGAGAUGAGGACAAAUGGAAUAAAUUCCCUGGGCCUCUUAUGGUAGGACGAGGAGAUAUGUGGACUGAUGUUGGUUAUAUGAACAAUGUUGUUGGGUUGCGACCUGGUCAAGGAGGUAAUUAUGGUGUUCUAAGGAAUCCUCGGGCACAGACACCUCAAUAUGUUGGGGGCAUCCUCUCUGGACCGAUGCAGUCCAUUGGUCCCCAGGGUGGGCCACAAAGAAAUAAUGUUGAUUCUGACAGGUGGCAGCGUGGAGCUGGGUUUCAGAAAGGUUUGAUGCCUUAUCCUCAGACACCUAUGCAGAUGAUGCACAAAGCUGAAAGGAAGUAUGAAGUGGGUAAGGUUUCUGAUGAGGAAGAAGCCAAGCAGAGGCAGUUGAAGGGAAUCUUGAACAAGCUUACCCCUCAAAAUUUUGAAAAGCUGUUUCAACAAGUUAAGCAAGUCAACAUUGAUAAUGUUAUCACACUGUCUGGUGUGAUCUCACAGAUUUUUGAUAAGGCUUUGAUGGAGCCCACCUUCUGUGAGAUGUAUGCCAAUUUCUGCUUUCACCUUGCUGCAGAUUUACCUGAUCUAAGUGUGGACAAUGAAAAAAUUACCUUUAAGAGAAUACUCUUGAACAAAUGCCAGGAGGAAUUUGAAAGGGGAGAAAGAGAGGAAGAAGAGGCAAAUAAAGCUGAGGAAGAAGGUGAAGUUAAGCAGACAGCAGAAGAGAGAGAGGAGCAAAGACUCCGUGCUCGAAGACGUAUGCUAGGUAACAUUAGACUCAUCGGAGAACUGUACAAGAAGAGAAUGUUGACUGAGAGGAUAAUGCAUGAGUGCAUAAAUAAGUUGUUGGGUCAAUAUCAGAAUCCAGACGAGGAGAACAUCGAGGCUUUGUGCAAAUUGAUGAGUACAAUUGGGGAGAUGAUUGAUCAUCCAAAAGCAAAAGAACAUAUGGAUGCCUAUUAUGAUAUCAUGGGACAGUUAUCCAAUAACAUGAAACUUUCGUCGAGGGUCAGAUUCAUGCUUAAAGAUGCUAUUGAUCUAAGGAAGAAUAAGUGGCAGCAGAGAAGAAAAGUUGAAGGUCCGAAAAAGAUCGAGGAGGUACAUAGAGAUGCUGCUCAAGAGCGGGCGCAAGUUAGUAGGCUGGGUCGCGCUCCGAGCAUGGGUAAUUCAUCUAGAAGGGGUCCUCCUAUGGAUUUUGGCGCUAGGUCUCCUAGUAUGUUACCUUCACCAAAUUCCCAUACUAGUGGUUUCCGUGGUGCGCCCCCACAGCUACGUGGUUAUGGUUCCCAGGAUGUUAGGACGGAUGAAAGACAUUCAUCUGUUCCUCUGCCCCAAAGACUGCUCGGUGAUGAUUCCAUUACUCUUGGGCCCCAAGGUGGUCUUGCAAGAGGAAUGGCUUUCAGAGGGCAGCCAUUGGCAGCCAAUGUUCCCUUGGCUGAGAUGCAAAGUCUUGGAGAUGGACGGAGGAUGGGACCUGGCCAGAAUGGCUUUAGUUCUAUCCCUGAAAGAGCAGCUUAUGGCCAAAGAGAGGAUCUUAUGCCAAGGUAUAUGCACGACAGGUUUGUUGCGCCCCCUACUUUUGAUCAAUCUCAUCCUCAGGAGCGAAAUAGUAUGUAUGGGAAUAGAGAUGUUAGGAAUGAUCAUGCUUCUGAUGGAUAUCCGCCUACUUCUCCUUCUCCUCGAGGUGGCCCACCUAGUAUUGCGAAUGAUGUGUCUUCAGAUAAGGUGUGGCCAGAAGAGCAGUUGCGUGACAAGUCAGUGGCUGCAAUUAAAGAGUUCUACAGUGCAAGAGAUGAGAAGGAAGUUGCUUUGUGCAUCAAGGAUUUGAAUGCUCCCACUUUUUAUCCAACUAUGAUCUCCCUAUGGGUUACUGAUUCUUUUGAGAGGAAAGACAUGGAGAGGGAUUUAUUAACGAAGCUUCUAAUAAACCUCACGAAACCUCAAGAUAGGAUGAUAAGUGGAGAUCAACUCAUCAAAGGGUUUGAAUCCGUACUUGCAGUCCUCGAGGAUGCAGUGAACGACGCCCCUAGAGCAGGAGAGUUCCUUGGUCGAAUGUUUGGGAAAAUCAUACUUGAGAAUGUAAUCCCACUUUCUGAUAUCGGUCGGUUGAUAUAUGAAGGUGGAGAAGAGCAAGGGCAGCUUGUAGAAUCAGGGGCUGCAGGCGAUGUCCUUGCAAGUAUCUUUGACACGAUCAAAUCAGAAAAAGGUGAGUCCGUAUUAGGCGAGAUGCGUUCAAGCUCUAAUCUACGGGUAGAGGACUUCAGGCCUGCUGGCUCUAACAAAGCAUUUAGAAUAGACAAGUACAUUUAGAGGGAUAGGGAUGCUCAUUGUAUCUGGUAGAGAAAAUUCAUUUCUUUGUUUUCUUAGGUCGCCAUUGCAAAUUUACAUAUUUAAAAUUGGGCUAGUGGGGAUAAGUCUCUUCACGUCUUUAAAUAUUGUUUCACCAAGAAUACUCGAUUACAAUUUAUGGAAGAUUCAAUUGUGCAUCCAA
Salvia miltiorrhiza (redroot sage) is the source of this 5798-nucleotide messenger RNA. RefSeq names its product eukaryotic translation initiation factor 4G-like. The record is from RefSeq and is a predicted model, not a curated record. The transcript is spliced from 11 exons. Gene Ontology annotation, molecular function: translation initiation factor activity; protein binding; mRNA binding. The coding region runs from base 332 to 5617 and encodes 1761 amino acids. Gene Ontology annotation, cellular component: eukaryotic translation initiation factor 4F complex. NCBI's taxonomy places the organism in Eukaryota, Viridiplantae, Streptophyta, Magnoliopsida, Lamiales, Lamiaceae.